GCUUGUAAAUGACUAUCCAUUAGAAAUCGGAUUAUAUUUAGUAGCAUCAGGUGCAUCUUGCGAUGCAAUUGAUGCAAUGCAUAAGGCGGGUAUUACAGUUUGUUACAAAACUGUUGAAAACUAUAGGAAAAAGGUUGUUGCUGCGCAUCUAGAAAAUAUCCGAAAAUAUUUUGCCGAGAAAGAACCUAUAUACACUUUACUUAGGCCGUAA
This is a messenger RNA of Racocetra persica, 211 nucleotides long. The record is from the annotation of a GenBank genome assembly. Lineage: Eukaryota; Fungi; Glomeromycota; Glomeromycetes; Diversisporales; Gigasporaceae.